AUGUCGCAACUCCAUCCCACAGAGACGUCAGAGGGCUUCUGGAAGGAGUUCUUCCUCUUGCGGCCAGACCGUCCAUCGCUGUGGCACAUCCUCGACGACAUACGGCCCAAUGACCUGCUGCACCUGGAGCACCAGACAAGACAGCUGUUUGCACAGGCAAUCGCGGCGUUGAAACACCCAUACGGAAUUGCAGAUCUGCAUGCGCUGGAUACCUUGAGCACGUUUAUGGUUGCCGUGCUGGGUAAGAAGUACACGAAUCCGAGCUCCGACAUCAUCGAGCUGCUGGCAGGCCUCGACCACAUCGACACCGUCUUCGCCGAGUUCGUCGGCGCACUCGAUUCGCUCAUACGAAAUGGGAGGAGCAGCGGAAACGAGUGCUGCCCUAACGGUAUUGGCCAUGUCGGCCAAGAGCAGUCCCGGCUUGGAAAUCGGGCAAGCUGCACCUACACGGCAGACCUGCAGCAGAGGGCAGUUGAGGUGGCUCUCGCGGUCACGUCCGGGGCAUACCAGACCAGCCUGCUCACCUACUUUAUUCAACGGGACCUAUUCCCGGCCAUAAUUAACUGCAUCCAAUCGCAAACAUCUAACACACCGCCCAGAAGAACGUCGCCCUUCCUGCUUCUCGGCCUGUUAGCCAACUACAACAAGUUCGAGUUCCAGAACCCAUACCAGAUGCGCCUCAAUGACUUCGUCAACGACCGCAUCAUCCGGGGUAUAGUCCAAUGCGUGGGCGAGACAUGCCAGAGACUUCGGGCCCAGUACAUUGAUGUGCAGGAGGAUUUGCCCGAGGGAUGGACACUGGCCGGCACGCUAAACAAGAUUGGGCUGGGAGUUAUUGCGCCCGGGGGCAAGCCGCCACCAAAGCCCGUCUACGACGAUGAGACAGCGAAGAAGAUGUUUGCCGAACUACCAGGGCAAGAAGCUGCCGUGCUACUCGCCACAUACGACUUCACGCACGCCAACAAGCUCUUCAGUCUCGAGUUGGUGACGUGGACACCUGACAAGAGCCAAGAGCAGCCCUUCGCAAGCUUCCUCUCUCUCACCUCGUACCUCCUCCACCACGCCUACCUCUCGCAGCGAACCACCCUCUACUGCCACCUCACGUUAAUGAUCGUCCGCCUCCUCAUCGAAGAUCCCAUCCUCUGCAAGCGCAUCUGUAGCGACGACAGCGCGCUGCCCGUGCGCCUCUGCCGGCAGCGCUCCCCCUACCUCCCGUUGGUCCGCGGCGAGCGCGUCCUCGCGGCAAGCCUAAUGGACACCAUGAUCGGCGCCAUAACGCAUAACCUGCGGCGGCGGCUCGACGCGGGCCUGUACACGCUCUGCGUCGGCAUCCUGCUGCGCGUGAUCGGGUACCUGUCGCGCUCGCGAACCCGCCUGCAGUAUCACUGGGCUGAGCUGUUCCGCGCUCUGCUAUCGCUGGUGCGGUUCCUGACGACGUACGCGGCCGAUCUGAAAGGGCUGCCGCAUAUCGACACGCUCCUGGACCACGUGGUGAAUCUGCUUGCGCUGGGCUUGUCGGCUGGGGAGACGUUCCUGCCGACCCCGGCGGCGUAUGAUGAUUUGUUUUACAAGGUUGUGGAGACGGGCGAAGUGUUGGUGAGGUUCCGGGAUGUGUAUGGGCUGGCAAACAGGGCGAGUAACUCGAUUGAUACGCUGGUUAAUGUGAGUACGCACUACAAGGAGAUGCUGGCUGACGGCGGUGCUGGUGAGAAGAAGGGGGAAGGGGGCGUGGGGAAAAGAGGCAAGGGAGGGCAGUUGACGAGUUUGCAGGUGGCCGAGGUCAUCAAGCAGGGUUAUGAGACGCUGAGUAUCCAGGCCAAGGAGGGGUUGGAUAGCUGGGAGAAAUACCGCGAGGCGGAUGAGAGGACGGUCCUGAAGAAGAUGGCGCGGGCGGCGGUGGCGGACGUCAGAGGUAUGAUCGCUGAGUAA
Parathielavia appendiculata is the source of this 1929-nucleotide messenger RNA. RefSeq names its product DUF1741-domain-containing protein. Gene Ontology annotation, cellular component: cytosol. NCBI's taxonomy places the organism in Eukaryota, Fungi, Ascomycota, Sordariomycetes, Sordariales, Chaetomiaceae. The coding region runs from base 1 to 1929 and encodes 642 amino acids. The transcript is spliced from 5 exons. The record is from RefSeq and is a predicted model, not a curated record.